UUAUUCCCACAGAGUUUCCAAUGGAUGUCUCGUGUCCUUCAAGCGGUAGAUUCCAUUCACGCGGUUGGAAUAUAUUGUUUGGCAUUGGUCCCGCCAAAUUAUCUUCCGAAAACGCCGCUAGGUGGCAUUCAUCUGUCGGACGAACGACGUUUCUUAGAGGGUACUCUACAUCCGGCUAAUGUUCUUCUUUGUCCGCACACUUGCGUUACCAAUCUACCGAAACCACGCGAAGUCCAUUCAGCGGGGGAUUCUGUUGCAGACGUUGGUCCGGCCAGUGUCAUGGUGGGCAACAUUGUUCAGGGUAAUAGACUGGCAUCAGCUCAAGGACGAGAUAUGGGUGUCUUGGAUGAGGACAGUGAUAAUGCUAAAAAGUAUCAAUUCAUUUCGGAAAUACUGCGAUGGCGUGCUGUCAGUACUUCUGAUCACGUGAUCUUCACAUCGUUAAAUGCAAAAGGAGCUGUAGCAACUUCUUUAUCGUGCUCGCAGUUGCACAAAAAAGCCGAACGAAUCGGGAAUCUGUUGUUGGAUCGUGGAAGAAUCAAUACCGGAGACCACGUAGCAUUAAUAUUUCCUCCUGGUACAGACUUGAUAUGCGCAUUUUAUGGUUGCCUUUAUGUUGGCGCCGUGCCAGUUACAAUUAGGCCACCUCAUCCGCAAAACCUCCAAACUACUUUACCAACUGUUCGUAUGAUUGUGGACGUCAGUAAGUCUGUGCUCGUGCUCACCAAUCAAAAUAUCCUGAAACUGUUGAAAACAAAGGAAGCGAACAAUGUUGUCGACAUUAAGAGUUGGCCAACAAUCCUCGAUAUGGACGACAUGCCAAAGAAGAAGUUACCUGUUAUGUAUCGAGCGCCCACUGCAGAGAUGCUUGCUUACUUAGAUUUCAGCGUCUCAACAACAGGAAUGCUAGCAGGAAUUAAAAUGUCUCAUGCAGCAGUGACGUCUCUUUGUCGUGCCAUGAAACUUGCCUGUGAAUUGUAUCCAUCCAGGCAUAUCGCUCUGUGUUUAGACCCUUAUUCUGGAUUAGGGUUCGCCCUUUGGUGUUUGAGUAGUAUAUAUAGCGGUCAUCAUUCCAUACUUAUACCACCAUCGGAGGUUGAAGUUAAUCCAGCCUUAUGGUUAUCAGCAGUUAGUCAAUCCAGAGUAAGAGACACGUUUUGUUCUUACGGUGUAAUGGAGUUGUGUACCAAGGGUCUAGGUUCUUCUGUUCAUGCUCUAAAAGCACGAGGCGUUAGUUUAGCCUGCGUCAGAACGUGUGUUGUCGUAGCUGAAGAAAGACCGCGAAUCGCACUUACUACGAGCUUCAGUAAACUCUUCUCUGCUUUGGGUCUAAGUCCACGUGCUGUCUCGACCUCUUUCGGGUGUAGAGUAAACACAGCUAUUUGCUUACAGGGUGCAUCGAGUCCAGAACCUUCUACAGUAUACGUUGAUCUCCGCGCAUUGCGCAAUGACCGAGUAUCUCUAGUUGAAAGAGGUAGUCCACACUCUUUAUGUCUGAUGGAAUCGGGUAAAUUAUUACCUGGAGUGAAGGUAAUUAUUGCCAAUCCAGAAACGAAAGGACAAUGCGGAGAUUCUCAUUUAGGAGAAAUUUGGGUGCAAUCUGCACAUAACGCCAGUGGCUAUUUCACGAUAUAUGGUGACGAGAGCGAUUAUGCUGACCACUUCAAUGCCCGUCUCGUAACUGGGAAUACAAAUGAAGUUUACGCCAGAACUGGUUAUCUUGGUUUCUUAAGACGUACCGAAAGCGUUCAGCAAUCGGUUAUCAGUGAUAUUCCCGGUGAUACUUCUGCCGAAGCGGAUCUUGUUCCUGGAGACUCUGAAUUACACGAUGCUGUGUUCGUAGUUGGUGCCCUCGAUGAGGCCAUUCUACUCAGAGGAAUGAGAUAUCACCCGAUCGAUAUCGAGAAUAGCGUGAUGAGAUGUCAUAAGAAAAUAGCAGAAUGGUAAGUGUAUGCAAAUGCAAGUGUGUUGAAAAUUGUAAGUUAAUUAA
Messenger RNA from Apis florea (little honeybee), 1990 nucleotides. RefSeq names its product disco-interacting protein 2 (gene DIP2). Lineage: Eukaryota; Metazoa; Arthropoda; Insecta; Hymenoptera; Apidae. The record is from RefSeq and is a predicted model, not a curated record.